CGAGCUGCUACCGCCUUGGCCAUCCAGGCCCCGUCGGUAGUCCCUCUCCCAGCUAACUUGACCACCUCCUCUUCAACUGUCUCUCACUUUUUUUUUGUGCCAACCUACCCCCUGCGUUGAUUUCCCCCCCUCCCUCUUGUGGCGCAUAGUGUUGGAAUAUCUCAGAAAGGAGGUUCGCUCCUCCUGAGCUAUACCCAUCAUGGCUGACAACGCACGACACCCCAAUCUCAAUCUGACCCCCGAGGAAAAGCGUGUCUUCUACCAGCUCUUUCAGGCCGCUGAUACCACUAACCUGGGUGUCAUCACUGGCGAGGUUGCCGUGCCUUUCUUCGAAAAGACCCAAUUGGCUCCGGAAACCCUCGGCUUGAUAUGGCAGAUCGCGGAUAAGGAGAACAGGGGUCUAUUGACCCCUUCCGGGUUUGGCGUCGUUCUCCGCUUGAUCGGACACGCUCAAGCGGGUCGCGCACCGACAGAGGAACUGGCUUACCAACCCGGUCCCCUGCCGCAAUUCGAUGGCAUCUCCGUUGAUGCCGCCGCCCCUGGUCCACCUACUCCGCGCGAGGCAGGCACCACCAGCCCUACCCCCGCAGCAGGCGGCCCUAUUCGUGUUCCUCCGUUGAACCCCGAGGACGUGAACAAAUUCCUAUCGCUGUUCGAUAAAUCAGAUGUUGCUAAGACCGGCGUCCUUUCAGGGGAAACAGCUAAGCAGAUCUUCGAGCGUGCACGGUUGCCGAACGAAAUUCUCGGCCGCAUCUGGAACUUAGCAGAUGUAAGGCAACAGGGCGUGCUUGAUGCGACGGAGUUCGUCAUUGCGAUGCAUCUUCUCACUUCGUACAAAUCAGGCGUAAUGAGGGGAAUUCCGCAAACUUUGCCUCCGGGCCUGUAUGAUGCAGCUUCGCGAAGAGGAUCGGUUCGUUCAUCGGUUGGCUCACGUCAGGGCUUGGAUGUUCCCCCUGUCCCUGCUAUUCCAAAACAGUUCACUGGGCCGCAGCGGACUCAGAGCCCGAUCAAUCGGCCCUUCGGAUCGCCUCUAGCUCCUCAGUCUACUGGCGGGGAUUGGCUGGUUUCGCCCCAAGAAAAAGCGAUGUUUGACAAUAUCUUUGCAACUGUCGACACCGCUAAGGUAGGAUCUGUAAGUGGUGACCAGGCCGUUGCGUUCUUCAUGGGGGCACAACUGCCAGAGGAGACCCUUGCCCAGAUCUGGGAUCUUGCAGAUAUCGAUGCCGAUGGACGUUUGACGAAGGAUGAGUUUGCCGUAGCCAUGUAUCUGGUUCGGCAGCAGCGGACUGGAAAGAACCCAUUGCCACAGACCUUACCCCCGGCUCUGAUUCCUCCCAGCAUGCGUCGCCCUGGAUCUGCUCACAUCGCUCCACCAGUUGCUGCUCCCGCACCAGUCCCUGCACCAGCUCCCGCCCCUGCUCCUAAGUCGGCGGCGGAUGACUUGUUUGGUCUGGACGCUUUCACAGCGCCUGCACCUCCUAUUGCUCCUUCUCAGGUGCCGCAGUCCACGGGCGGUUCGAACGCAGCUUUCCAGACACCGAGCUCUCCCGGAUCCCGAACUUCCCCGCCAACAGCUUCGUCAUCGUUCAAGCCAUUUGUGCCCACGUCCACGUUUGGCCAAAGCUUGCAGCCACAGAUGACUGGUGCCUCCGCCGGUGCAGCGCCAACUAUCCGGUCACCACCGCCGCCUGCCGAUGAUCUGUUGGGCGACAAUGAUCCCGAGGAGUCCAAAAAGCUGACACAGGAGACUACAGAGCUCGCCAACCUGUCUAACCAGAUUGGUUCUCUCGCCAAUGAGAUGCAGAAUGUUCAGUCGAAGCGAACGUCAGCCGAGCGGGACCUGUCCCAAACCUCCCAGCAGAAGCGUGACUUUGAGGCUCGCCUUGCGCAGGCUAGGACAAUGUAUGAGCAGGAGGUCAAGAACUUCAAAGCUCUUGAGGAACGGUUGAAUGCCUCGAGAGCCGAAACAAACAAAUUGCAACAGGAGUUUGCUCUUCUAGAGGGCAGCCGGCAGGAUCUACAAAAUCAAUACAAUCAGGUGUCGGCUGCCCUGGCUGCUGACCAGCAAGAGAAUGCGAACUUGAAGGAAAAGAUCCGUGAAGCCAACGCUGCGGUUGCUCAGCUCAAGCCUGCCUUAGACAAGGCACGCUCGAGUGCCCGUCAGCAGAAAGGUCUUGUAGCGAUCAACAAGAAGCAGCUUGCAACUGUGGAAGGCGAGAGAGAUAAGAUCAAGGAGGAGAUUGACACUCUUUCACUGGAGCAGUCUAGAGAACCUGAGGAGGCUGCUGCCGUCGCAAGCGAGGCUGCUGCUGUUACAAGCCCCGCUGAAUCUACAGCAAGCCAGAACACCAACCCGUUCUUCAAGCGCACGGCCACUGGUUCCAGCGACAACAACGCGCUGUCACCCCAGAUCUCGAAUGACCAGCAGCGUGCGUUUGACAGCCUCUUUGGCACCUCCUUCGUGUCUCCUGCUACGGCUGCCACUCCUCCCCCGCCCGUCUCUUUCCGGGCCGAGUCGCAGCCGACCUCGGGCAUUCCGACCCCUUCAGUGUCUCCACCCCCUUCUGUUGGUGCUGCUGCUGCGUUCGAGCCACCUGCGCUCUCGCAAUCAAGGCAACUCACACCAAACGUGCUGCCGUUCGGCGAAGAUCACUCGGUUACCUCUUCCACCCGAGUCUCGCCUCCUGGUAGCAGGUUUGGUGGUCCAGACACGGCUAGUGAAGUAGCGGCCUUCACCCCAACAGAGCAAGCCAAGGCCGUGGCUUCGCCUUUUGACGAGUUUGACGAGCCGAAGGAACGCUUUCCUGAAGUGCCUGACGUCGCUGAUCAUACUCCCGCGAGUGGCGAUUCAGCCACGUCUGCCGAGAAUCCUACAGAAAAGAAGGAUCUUAGCUUCGAUGAGCUAUUUGGCGGGCCAGCUCAUAAACGAUCUCAGUCUCAGAACAAGAAUGAUUUCGAGGAGGCUUUUGCUGCUAUGAAGAAUGGUCCCGGGCCAAGCAAGCCCAAUGGUGCAGCACCUGUCGCUCAGUCUGAAUUCCCUCCGAUCCGUGAAUUCGAUGACGGGGACGAAAGCUCAGACAGCGAAGCACCCUUGGGCUUUGAGGACGAUUUCGCCCCCGCCUUCCCCCCUCAGAGCCAGGUAGGAGGAGAACCUAAGCCUGAUACCCUUGAAACACCUCAACCAGCAGCUUUCCCUUUGCCGGGCGCUGCCGCCACUCCCAGUGAACCUCCUGCUGCGGAGGCUCAGCGCAGCCCCCCGAACUACGAAGAGACCGUAGGAAAGCAAGAGCCAGGAAGUAUACCUCCCGAGUUCAACGGGCUAUUGCCGAGCCGCGAGGACCCGACAACUGCUGCUGAUGCACCUCACUCAGUGGAGACAAGCACGGGCGCCCCGAUCGUCGGGGGAGAGCCCCAGCGCGAUCACCAUGAGGAAACUAAGGCCGCCCCUCAAGAAGCCAAGCCCAAUGCUCCUGAUUUUGAGGCUGCAUUUGCAGGACUUGACCUGGCUCCUGCCAAGGAGGCAGAGGACGACGAUGACGACCUUGAGACUGUAGAGAACAAAGAUAACAUGGACUUCGAUUUCUCCUUCGAUAACCCGGCCCAGAAGACGUUGCAGGAUCCUGCUGCCUCCUCUUCAGAAUUCUUUGAUUUCAACAAGGAUGCCACUGCCUCAUCUCCGGGCUUUGCCGCGUCUCACCCUGACGCAAAUUCCCAGGCGCAGACGCACAACUGGGAAGAGCUCUUUGCCCCUCUUGACAAUGCCAAAGCAUCAGCAAGCGGGGCCAACGGUUCCAGCACCGCGAAUGAUUCUGCCCAAGCAAACAAGCCACCAGGAUGGGCUCUUCAGACCGGUACCGAGGAUGACCAGAUCCUCCAACGCCUGACCAACAUGGGCUUCCCCCGCGAAGAAUCUCUCGCUGCUCUCGAACAAUUCGACUAUAAUAUUGACAAGGCUGUCGAUCACCUGACCUCCAAAGCUUAACGCUCUCUCAACAUUUCCACUCAGAAUGAUGGAUCCCUCCCAGUGCACAUAGUCUCGACUCUCUUGUCCUUAGCCGUCCAUUCGCUCCACACGUCAAUUUUCCUUA
Molecule: messenger RNA, 4088 nt
Organism: Aspergillus japonicus CBS 114.51
Lineage: Eukaryota; Fungi; Ascomycota; Eurotiomycetes; Eurotiales; Aspergillaceae
Product: EF hand domain protein
Exons: 6
Coding region: 200-3982 (1260 amino acids)
Biological process (GO): endosomal transport; endocytosis
Cellular component (GO): cytoplasm; plasma membrane
Molecular function (GO): protein binding; calcium ion binding
Source: RefSeq, a predicted model, not a curated record